UUUGUGACAUCUUGUAUAAUGCGCGUUCUUUCAUUAUUAUUUGCCAAUGAAUGUUUUGCCGGAUUAUAAACAAAAUUAUUGAAUCAAUUGUGUAUUAAGUGAGGAUCCAAAGAGUGAACUAUUAUUUUUAAAAUUGCGUUCAUCUUCGUUCGGUUGCAAAUAUGAAACUUGUAAGAUUUCUUAUGAAAUUGAGCCAUGAAACGGUCACAAUUGAAUUGAAAAAUGGUACACAAGUACACGGUACAAUAACCGGUGUCGAUGUUGCCAUGAAUACGCAUCUGAAAGCCGUUAAAAUGACCAUCAAGAAUCGGGAUCCAGUGCAGCUGGAAAGUUUGAGCAUUCGUGGUAACAAUAUUCGGUACUACAUUCUGCCCGACAGUUUACCAUUGGAAACACUGCUGAUCGAUGACACACCAAAGUCAAAAGCUAAAAAGAAAGAUGCAGCUCGUGCCGGUGCACAGAGAGGUGGACGAGGUCGCGGAACGAGGGGCGGACGUGGUGGUCCACGCGGAAGAGGAGGAAGAGGCGGAAUGGGUGGUAUGGGCAGCGGACGAGGACAUGGUGGACCGAGACGUUAAGAAAUUCUUAUUCCAACACUUGAAAGUUCUUUACAGACUUUAAUGGAUAUGUGAAAGUGAAGUUGAAUUAUAUUUUGAAUCAAAAUGCUAAUUUUUCAUGAUUCAGAAGUGUAUUCGUAUAAAAAUACAGCAAACAAGAAAAAAAAUUGGUAAAAA
Messenger RNA from Bradysia coprophila, 734 nucleotides. RefSeq names its product small ribonucleoprotein particle protein SmD1 (gene SmD1). Gene Ontology annotation, biological process: RNA processing; spliceosomal snRNP assembly. Gene Ontology annotation, molecular function: RNA binding. The record is from RefSeq and is a predicted model, not a curated record. Lineage: Eukaryota; Metazoa; Arthropoda; Insecta; Diptera; Sciaridae.